Molecule: messenger RNA, 3135 nt
Organism: Myripristis murdjan (pinecone soldierfish)
Lineage: Eukaryota; Metazoa; Chordata; Actinopteri; Holocentriformes; Holocentridae
Gene: stau1
Product: staufen double-stranded RNA binding protein 1
Exons: 15
Coding region: 321-2408 (695 amino acids)
Biological process (GO): anterograde dendritic transport of messenger ribonucleoprotein complex; protein localization to synapse; germ cell development
Cellular component (GO): cytoplasmic stress granule; neuron projection; plasma membrane
Molecular function (GO): mRNA binding; double-stranded RNA binding
Source: RefSeq, a predicted model, not a curated record
UCCUGAGGAGAGAAUCAAGAUUGGGCCAUUCUCUUUAGUGUUUGCCUUGUCUACCUACUGUUCACCUCCUCAACGCCAGCGUUUUCAUACAAAAUUCACACAGAAAAUUCCCUUGGGGCUGGGUAGAAACACUAGCAAGCGCUUCUUCAGCAACCUAAUCAAUGGAGUAACUAAGAAGUGACCUCAAGGAGCAACGAGGCAGAGCUUUACCGUCAGAUCUCCUCAAUCAACAGUUCCCUACCAUUGGCAUUCACCAUUACUGCACUGCAAAGUUGUUACCUUGACCUCAGCCUACUGUUGACCAAGCCAAACCAGCAAGGAUGUCCCAGCUCCAGUUUCAGUGUCCAGGUAGCCCCAUGCCCGCCGCUUCAGCCCCACUGCAGCUGGGGCAGCCACAGCCUGGCUACAGCAUCCCCUGUGCCUCAGGCACUCUCCCCUCAGAAAGCGCGAGCCAGCCCGUCAGGAGCUCCUCUCUCCCCGCGGGCUCAGCCACUCCCUUCAGUCCCCCCACAGUAUCUAACAUGGCAAACCCUAAAGAGAAGACACCCAUGUGUUUGGUGAAUGAGUUAGCCCGUUUCAACAAGAUCCAACCUGAGUAUAAGCUACUGUGUGAGCAAGGACCAGCUCACUCCAAGAUUUUUUCAGUAAGACUCACGCUGGGAGAUCAACAUUGGGAGGCAGAGGGGACCAGCAUCAAGAAAGCCCAGCAUUCCGCUGCUGCAUCCGCCCUUGCCGAGACUACGCUGCCCAAACCCACCGUGAGGACACCUCGCAACACAGGCAAGACCCCAGCAGAUUGCAUGACACACACCAUGGAGCUAAAUGCACUAUGCAUGAAGCUUGGUAAGAAGCCCAUGUAUAAACCCAUCGACCCAUAUCCGGGGGUGAGAUCACCAAACUUCAACUACAACAUCCGGGGUCCUGGGCCUUACCAACGCUCUAUGCAACAGUACUACUACCCAUUUCCUCCAGUGGGACCAAUGUUGUACCACAUGGAGCUGUCCAUCGGAGGCCAGCAGUUCCAUGGGAAGGGACGCACGCGGCAGUUAGCCAAGCACGAUGCUGCUGCCAAGGCCCUGAAAGUGCUGCAGAAGGAGCCGAUAUUGCAGCAGCUGCCAGUGAUGAAUGGAGAGCCUGAGGAGGAGAACCUCAACAAAUCAGAAAUCAGCCAAGUGUUUGAAAUUGCGCUCAAACGGAACUUACCUGUUAACUUUGAGGUUUUGAAGGAAGCAGGUCCCCCACACAUGAAGAGUUUUGUAGUGCGAGUGACAGUAGGGGAGUUCACUGGAGAGGGUGAAGGGAAGAGUAAAAAGAUUGCCAAGAAGCUGGCUGCAGCAGCGGUGCUGGAGGAGUUGAAGAGGCUACCCCAUAUACCUACUGUGGAAAAGAUGCUGCCACGCAUCAAAAAGAAAACCAAAUCCAUCAUCAAGCUACAGACCAGCCCAGAAUAUGGUCAAGGUAUGAACCCGAUCAGCCGCCUGGCUCAGAUCCAGCAGGCCAAGAAGGAGAAAGAGCCAGAGUAUAGUAUGGUGACAGAGAGGGGUCUGCCGCGCCGUAGGGAGUUUGUCAUGCAGGUGACAGUGUGUGGCCAGUGUGCAGAGGGCAUGGGACCUAGCAAGAAGGUGGCCAAGAGGAAUGCAGCAGAGAAAAUGUUGGAGCUCUUGGGAUAUAAAGUGCCUCAGCCUCAGCCCCCAAAACCGGCACUCAAAACUGAUGAGAAGGCCCCAGUGAAAAAACCUGGAGAUGGGCGCAAAGUGACCUUUUUUGAACCUGGUACUGUAGAGGAGGUGGCAUUGGGCCCUAAGGAGGAGGACUUCCGUCUGCCUUACCUCAGCCACCAGCAACUCCCUGCAGGUAUCCUGCCCAUGGUGCCUGAGGUGGCCCAAGCAGUCGGGGCCUGCCAGGGACCCCAGACCACAGACUACAGUCGGACUAUUCCCAACCCAGGCAAGGCCACAAUCACUGCCAUGAUUGCCAAUGAGCUGCUUUACGCAGGGACUUCCCUGACUGCUGAGACCAUCCUAAAGAAUAAAAAUAGCCUGGGUCAACUACCACAUGGACCCCUCACCAGGCCGUCUGAGCAGCUCAGCUAUCUGGCCUCUGUGCAGGGCCUACAGGUGGAGUACAAAGAUUUCCCCAAAAACAAUAAGAAUGAGUUUGUUUCACUGAUUAACUGCUCCUCCCAGCCGCCUCUCAUUAGUCAUGGGAUCGGGAAGGAUGUAGAGUCCUGUCAUGAUAUGGCUGCGCUGAAUAUACUGAAGUUACUCUCAGAGUUGGACCAGCAGCCCAGCGAAAGGACGGGAAAUGGACCAAUCUCUGGGUGUGGCAAGCAGGAUAUAGAAGGUGACUCAAUCCUCAAACCGGCUAACUCAAGCACCUUGCCACAGACUCUGGAUGGCACUGUUUAGAUGCACAGGUUUGGUUGUCUGAAAAAGCACUAGAGAAAACUCAGACGCUGUGUUCAUAGGCUGUUUUAGAAGGCUACAGGAAGCUAUGGGCACUGUAGACUCUAAACCAUCACUGUUCAUUGUUAAAAAUGUUAACAGUUAAACAAGAUUGAUAGAAAAAAAUGUUUUAUUUUCCUUGAUGUUGUUUAAUUGUAUACAUUAUUUAUUCUUUUGUUGCUUUGUAGUAAAAGUAGCUGCAUCCUAGUCAGACAGGGGUUUGCUUUACUGAAAUAGAAUGAAAAGAACUGUGAAACGUUUUGUUUUGCCUAGAACUUAACUAGACUUGCUUUUUGUUUUUAAGUGUUUUAUGUUUUAAUCCCUGUUGAGGUGGGUUAUUAAAGUAGAUGUUGUGAAGGUUUCAACCCCAUCAAAGUCUAGGGUGCAGCUUGUGAACCACUGUUGAUUUUCCUAGAGUGCUUUAUAUCAACAACCACAAGUGAAGUGUUAUCUACAUUACCAUGUAGGGCUGGGAAAGUUUUGUGACUAAAUGUAGCUGUAUCUAAUGUGAUAUUGUCCCCACUGUGUGUGGCGGGGCAGUGUUAAGUCUGUUGUUGCAUAUGGUCUUGUUCACCUGUUGCAUCAGUUUCCUUGACGCCCCCUCUGCCCCCUCUCCCAUCCUUAUGUCAAACCCCCGCCCCAACCCCGCACACAUGGAAAAAUAAACCUGUGUGCUGUCAUGCACAAAAGA